AUAUAUAUAUAUAUAUAUAUAUAUAUAUAUAUAUACCCAUUGUUGCUCCUUUUGUCUGUGUUGCGCUGUUUCAUGCUAUACUGUAUCAUAUCCAGCGAAUUCUGUCCAUUAGUAAUCAAGGUGUAUCGUUUGUAGCUUGCUCCGAUACGAUCAUUGUGUAUAAUUUGUUGAUUUUUGUAAUGAGAGUGGAAUGGAAGAGGUGAAAUUGCUUGCAAUUAUGUCAUGUUAAUUCAUUUGCUUUCUCACCACGACUAUUUCAAAAGCCACAGAGAUUAUUAGCCGGGUUCUUAAGAGUGUUUCUCUUGUUAAUAAUUCAGAAAUCUUAUAUUCUGUCACUAGAACCGUAAAAAUACCUAAAAGUCCGUGUAACUUCAACUAGAGCCUUUUUAAAAUAGUGGUGUGGCACAGAAGUGUUUCAGAAAGUGGUCCUAAAAGUUAAUGGAGUGGAUAUAAUGAUAUAGAUGGCGCAAUAUCUCUUGUAUGUUAAUCCUUCGAAAUAUUAGUACUAGUCUAUUAACACGAGCUUGGAAGAAAAUGGCAUAAGAUCACUACGACUAUUAUAAAUCGAAUUACUAAUAUUUGCCAGAUUACUGAAACUGCAUGAUGACUUGUGAGGGACAAAUACAUUCCGUUCUUUUAUUUGAUUUAAAAGAGAGAGAGAGAGAGAGAGAGAGAGAGAGAGAGAGAGAAAGAGAGAGACGCAUGAUGCGGUAAAAGCGCUUGGACGGCGUUGGAAUACACGUGGCGCGUGUCUGUUCCUACCUUCAUCUGCAGCAGGAGGACAAGGAAGGGGCAUGGCAGCAGGUCCCGCCACGCUGCUUCAGUCCCAGGGGGCGGGGAAGGGCGAGGCGUAAGGAAGUGAGCGCCAUGGUGUAGUGAUGAUGCAGCCUCCCUUGUGGUGCCGCGAUACCUUCAAGAGUCUGUGCGCCUUCAUCAGUAGCAGGAAGAUGUCCACGUUUCCUGCCACGCUGAUGCGCUCCCUGGUGGCGUGGAGGGGCAAGGCGAGGCGGGACGGCAGGCCUUGCUGUGUGGAUGAAGCCACCUCACCUGCCAUGGCCAGGUACUUGCAGGAGUUACUGGGCACCAAGGCGGAUGGCGAGGGGGAGGUCGCAAAGAACAGCCCGCCUGACCCCAACGCUGAUGUCUGCUUCAUGAUAGAGAGUCCCUACAGGGUGCUCAAGGUGGCUGCUAAGGGAGAUGUGGAGCAGCUGAGGAAGAUGUGCCUGGAUGACCCCACCAAACUGACCUUGAAAGACCGCCGUGGAUGGACCGUCGCCCACCACGCCGCCGCCCACGACCGCCCGCAUGCCCUUGUCUUCCUCCACAACCAAGGCGCAGAUUUGGAGGCGAAGGAUGACAAUGGUGACACUCCGUUCCAUGUGGCAGUUCUCAAGGAUGCGAUGGAGGCCUUAGACACUUUGCUUGACUGUGGAGUCAACACCAGCAUCACAAACUUGCAAGGAGAUGCGCCCAUUCAUGUGGCGAUAAACAACAACAAGAUAAGCGUGGUGGGUCUCCUGACUCGGCGUCACCAACAUGUGGACUUGUUCCAGAAAGACUCCAGAGGCCGGACACCCCUCCACCUCGCAGCACACUAUGACUUUGCCCAGUGUGCCAAGGCUGUGUUGGAGAGUCCAGGCUUCAACAGGUGCCCAAAUGAAGCAUGCAACUAUGGCUACCACCCCAUCCACCUGGCAGCGCGCAAUGCCUCCGUGGGAGUGCUGGAGGCACUGCUCAGGUUUGCGGACAGUCGAGGGUGCAUCAGGGAGAAGAUGAUCACUAUACCUGACCUGGAGGGGAACGUGCCACUACACCUGGCUGUCCACGGGGGAGAAAUCAAGGCAGUGGAGCUGUGCCUGCGAAAUGGUGCCCUCAUCUCUACUCAGCAGCAUGACUCCUCCACUCCAGUCCAUCUUGCCUGCUCUCAAGGCUCCUAUGAUAUUGUCAAGCUUAUGUUUACUCUACAGCCUCAGGAGAAGAAGAAGGCGUUGGCCACCCAGGAUGCCCAGGGCAUGAGUCCCCUCCACUGUGCUGCAAUGUUUGACCACCCACAGCUGGUGGCCUACCUUCUUGAUGAGGGUGCAGAUAUAGACAUGGUGGACAAGGAGCACAGGUCACCGCUACUCCUCGCUGCAGCUCACAGAGGCUGGCGGAGCAUUGGUGUGCUGCUGUCACAUGGUGCUGACCUCACUAUCAGGGACUCCAACCACAAGAACAUUCUGCAUGUGGUGGUGAUGUCUGGAGGAUGUCUCAUUGAGCUCCUUUCCCUCAACCAGGCGCAGGAGUCUUGGUGGAAAUCAAGAAUCACCCACAUGCUGAAUGAACAAGACUCCCUAGGCUGGUCUCCCCUGCACCACGCCUCCAGGGCUGGCCAGAUCAGCUCCCUUGCCUAUCUCCUGCGACUCGGGGCAUCCGUCAGAACCAAGGACAAGAGGAAUGAGAGUCCUUUGCAUUUUGCUGCCAAGUAUGGGCGUUACAACACUGUGCGGCAGCUGGUGGAGUCCCUGAAUGGCUUCCUGAUUCUGAAUGAGUGCAAUGAUGAGGGAAAGACAGCGCUGCACAUUGCCAGUGAGGAAGGACACACACGCGUGGUGCAGCUGCUCCUGGGGAAGGGUGCACUGCUCCACCGUGACCACCAGGGCCGCACUCCCCUCCACCUGGCUGCGGAAGGAGGUCAUCUGGCCACGCUGACAGCCAUCCUUGCGGUCCACUCACACACACUUGACCAGACUGAUAAAGAAGGAAACACACCCCUACACUUGGCUGUCUGCGCUAACAAGCCAGAGGUGGUGAGUCAGCUGAUGACACUGAACUGUAAGCUGGUAGAGAACAACAGCAAAUGUACACCCAUUGACAUCGCCCUCCACUACAAGCUGUUUGAGGCGUCCCUGGCCCUCGUCACACAUCCCAGGGGGCCUAACGAGGUGUUGUCAACAUCGAGUCAGCUGAAUGGGUGUAUCUGCAUGGCCCUGAUCCGCACACUGCCCCGUGUGUUUGAGGCGGUGCUGGACCAGGCCAUCGUGAGGGCCAACGUCAAGGAAACCUCCAGGAAUUUCUUUAUCAAGUACUCGUUCUACCCCUUCGAGAUGAACAAGGAGCAGCUGGAGGGAGAGCGGAUCAGGAAAAAGGACCCAAAGUUCAGGCCACUACCUCUCUAUGCCUGCAAUGCCAUGGUGGACUGCAGAAGAGUGGAGUUGUUGAUGCAUCCACUUACCCAAACCUUUCUGGAGAUGAAGUGGCGAGCAUAUGGGAAGUACAUCCACUUGUCCUUCCUCAUCAUUUACCUGGUGUUUCUCUUCCUUGUCACCUUUUUUGCCCUUGGAUACCUGGGCCACAGCAUCCACAUGGUUCCUGCUAACUUCACCACCUCCUCCACCUUGUACUCUUCCACCACUCCCUGCACACCUCAAUUUGUUUAUGAGCCACAGGAAGCCUCAGGGUGUAUCUACUUCUCUGCCGUGGCCAUCCUGGUGUUUGCUGUGCUCAACAUCCUCAAGGAGCUGGUGCAGCUUUACCAUCACAAGCUAAAGUACCUAGCAGAGGGGAUCAACAUGGUGGAGUGGACCAUGUACCUCACCUCGACUUGCAUGGUACUGCCAGUCAUUGUGGGUGGUGAAUGGAAGGCCCAACAGUUCAACUCUGCCUCCCUUGCUGUCUUCACUGCCUGGUUCACCCUCCUGCUGUACUUCCAGAGGUUUGACCGCAUUGGCAUCUACAUUGUCAUGUUCCUGGAGAUCCUCAACACUCUCAUCAAGGUCCUGCUUGUCUUCUCUGUCCUCAUCAUUGCCUUCGGCCUGGCCUUCUACAUCCUCAUGUAUCCUGGCAGCCACCUCUCAUUCUCCUCGGUGCCCAUGUCAGUGAUGCACGCGUUCUCUAUGAUGCUUGGCGAGGUGGACUUCCUUAAUAUCUUCGUGUAUCCAUAUUUUGGCGAGAGCACCAAGGGGGACCUGCUGCUCUUCCCCAUCACUACUUUUGCUCUCCUUCUUAUAUUUAUGAUCCUGAUGCCCAUCCUGCUCAUGAACCUGCUGAUUGGUCUGGCUGUGGGGGACAUUGAAAGCGUUAAGAAGAAUGCACAGCUGAAGAGAAUUGCCAUGCAGGUUGAGAUGCACACAGACCUGGAGAACAAGUUGCCAGAGAUGCUGAUCCAGAGGGUGAACAAGACAGAAGUCCUGGUGUACCCCAAUGCAGUGUGUGGCUCCAACUGGAUCCACCGCAUCCUAGGUGCUUUAAACUUUGCCUGCCCCAUGAACGCCAGUAAGGAUGUAGACUCUGAGGCACAAGAUAGCAAGAGUGCUGAGGAGUACCUGUGGGAGGAAAUAGAGGAUCAGAGGAAGUACCUCAAGGACAUGUCAGGUGUGCUGGACCAACAGACCAAGCUGCUGCGUCUCAUUGUGCAGAAGAUGGAGAUCCGCAGCGAGGCAGACGAGUGUGAUGAGGGCGUGUCCCUGGAGGAGAUCAUCCGUGCGCCCUCUGUCACCCGCAGGUUCCAUUCAUCAUCCGCAGUGAGGAGGAUGCCAGUGCCCAAAAAGGACAUCUGAAAGAUUCACCAGGAGGAUCAUGAGUCAUCAAGUGGAUUUUGAGUCAUAAGUCAUUGGCCUGUAUUCUGAAACACUUCUGCCUGCACCUUGACUACUAUCAAAAGGCUUUAGUUGCAGUUACAUGGAUUUUUAUGACUGUUUAUGCAGUUCCAGCAACAGAUUAAGAAGAUUUCGGUAUUAUCAGCAGGAGAAACACUCUUUAGAACGCAGCUAAUCAUCCUUGUGGCCUGUGAAAAUAAUUGUAAUGAAAGAUUAAAGCAUUUCUGAUACAAGGCAUUGCAGUGUAAGCAUGUCUUUUAGUGCCCAAGUGGACUUUCAUUAUGAAAAUCAAGUCACCACAAUAAUUGAGUCAUCAAGAGUUGUCCUGCAUCAAGAGGAAUGAGUCACUAAGAUGAUUGAGUCAUCAUGAGGAUUUUCACCAAAAUUGAGACAUUACUCACCAGCUCUCAUUCAUCAGGAAAAAGGGAACCAGUGUGACUCAAGGUUAAUUCUUCACUCACCAAAGAUGCCCAUAGAAUCACCAAUCAGUCACCAGUGAACUCACCCACAACUCAAAUGACUGAUUCUGAGGAGUCACCAUCAACACAAACCUGAGUCAUCAAGAUGACCCUGAGUCACCAAGGAGUCCCAGAACCACCGUGAAGGAAGGAGUGAGUGUUGCUGCAGACCACCACAUUUCCUUCAGCCUGACUAACACUGUCAUCAUGUACCUUUAGAUAUACUUAGACUAACCUCAUUCACUCAAGUAGCUGUAGAGUUCUUAGAGUCCUCAUGAGUCACAAGUGAGUCAUGUACUGUUGGUUGUUGCACUAUAUGUGUAUUGAGUCAUUAGUAGAAUCAUCAUUAUUUAGGGGAAUGGCAGUUUACGAAUGAGUUAUGUACAUUUCUUGAAACCAUUUGCAAAUUGAGUAUUCCUAGGGGAGAUUAGCAGUAUUUAUUUUACAUGUAUUUUUAGUUUUCAAUUUGUUGAAGUAAAUAUGGUGAGAUUUUUAUUCAUAGAUUUGAAUUCCAGAGUCUCUCUCUCUCUCUCUCUCUCUCUCUCUCUCUCUCUCUCUCUCUCUCUCUCUCUCUCUCUCUCUCUCUCUCUCUCUCUCUCUCUCUCUCUCUCUCUCUCUCUCUCUCUCUCUCUCUCUCUCUCUCUCUCUCUCUCUCUCUCUCUCUCUCCAAUCAGGGUGAAGGACACUAUUUUGCUAAUAAUGUUAAAAUUUUGUAAUGUUUCUUUUGUAAAUUUAGAGAUUAUUCUUCUUGAUGUAUUUAUCUGUCUAUAUUUAAGGCAAUUUUUACAUUGAUCAACAGACGUGAACUUGACAUUCGUAAAUCAACACAAAGGACAAAAUUACUUAAUUCGUAAGUCACACAUUCGUAAACUUGUCUGUAUUAAGUAGUCUAUACCCGUGCUUGUAGUACUUAGGUGUAAAGUGUCUGCUAUUCAGUAAAGUGUAGCCGUGGUCUUAGGAAUAGGUAGGGCAGGAAAUAAUGUUCCCUUCCCUACCUGGUCCUAACAGCCUGAAGUGAAACAGCCUGCCAUACUCACCUUCACUUUCCUGAGGAUUUUCUUCUGAUCUGCUGAGAAUCUGUCACCUUCCCUCUAUCCCAAGUCCUCUGAACUGCCAGGAGUCUGUCUGCUUUCCUCGAGCUUAAGUGUCCUGAUGGAAAAAUCUGUCAGUUUCAGUCCUCAGUCCUCUGGUGUGUUGAGAAUGUGUCAGUUUUCCUCAAUCUGAUGAUCUGCUAAGAAUCUAUCAGUUGUUCUCAGUCUCAAGUCCUGUGAUGUGUUUAAAAUCUGCCAGAGUCUCACGGUCUCAAGGCCUCUGUCUGCUAAGAAUAUCACUUUCCCUCAAGCCUCAAAUGCUCUGAUCUAAGAAUCUGUCAUUUUCUCUCAGACAAAUUUUCAGACUUUUAUUUAUUUAUUUUUUUUUAUUAUGUUUUUCCAAUCUUGUCUUCUGAUCUGCCAAGAAUCUGUCAGUCGUCAGAGGAAGUUGUCAUGGCCCGAGGUCUUAAGAUUGACGGAAAGGUUAGACACAAGUGAAAGUGGUGUGUUACUUAACUAUUGGCCACUGGCUGUACCUCUUAGUACAGCAGAAUUCUAGUCAUAGUAAUAGCUGUAUUUAUUCAUUUAUGUACUAUUUCUGUAUUUUCACCACUGCAUAUUACCUAAUCAGUCUCAUAAUGCUGUAAUGUGAUACUUCAUGCAUAAUACACACUCACAAAUCGUCAUUGUA
Molecule: messenger RNA, 6757 nt
Organism: Scylla paramamosain (green mud crab)
Lineage: Eukaryota; Metazoa; Arthropoda; Malacostraca; Decapoda; Portunidae
Gene: TrpA1
Product: transient receptor potential cation channel subfamily A member 1-like
Exons: 27
Coding region: 879-4538 (1219 amino acids)
Biological process (GO): transmembrane transport; monoatomic ion transport
Cellular component (GO): membrane
Molecular function (GO): protein binding; monoatomic ion channel activity
Source: RefSeq, a predicted model, not a curated record